GGGUGGAGUGGGAGCGCGUGUGUGUGCGAGUGUGUGCGCGCCGUGGCGCCGCCUCCGCCCGCCCCCAGCUCGGUCCCGCUCGCUCGCCGCGGCCGGGCGGCCCUUUCGCGUGUCCGCGCUGCCUCCCCUCCUCCUCCUCCUCCAUUUUGCGAGCUCGAGUCUGUGACUGGAGCCCGAGUCACCGCCCGCCCGUCGGGGACGGAUUCUAGAGGGUGGAAAGAGACGCCGCCGCCGGAGCGGCCGGAGCGGCGGGGCGCCAGCCCGGAGGACGCGCACCUAGGAGCCCUGGCCCGCGGAGACGGGCGCGGGGCUGGGGGCUGGCUUGUCAGCCGGGAAAUGGGAGUCUUUUUUAAAUAGGGGCUCUCCCUUCCCCCCGUGGAGAAGGGGGCGGCUGUUUACUUCCUUUUUUUAGAAAAAAAAUCUCUCCCUCCCGCUCCUCCUGCUUUCACACGCUAAGUUGUUUAUCUCAGCUGCGGUGGGCGCUGCGGACGGUGGAGGGCGAGCGGCGCCGCUGGCAGAGCUAAUAUUCCCUGAUGGACCCCAAGGAAUCUUUAAGCACCCCCAGUAGAGAAGAGAUCCCCAGCAGUGUGCUUGUUCGGGAGAGGGGAAAUGUGGUGGACUUCUAUAAAACCCUAAGGGGAGGAGCUACUGCGAAGGCUUCUGCAUCUUCACCCUCACUGGCUGCCGCUUCACAGUCAGACUCCAAGCAGCAGAGACUUUUGGUUGAUUUUCCAAAAGGCUCAGGAAGCAACAACGCGCAGCAGCCAGAUCUGUCCAAGGCAGUUUCACUCUCAAUGGGACUGUAUAUGGGAGAGACAGAAACAAAAGUGAUGGGAAAUGACCUGGGAUUCCCACCGCAGGGCCAAACCAGCCUUUCCUCUGGGGAGACAGACUUUCGGCUUCUGGAAGAAAGCAUCGCGAACCUCAAUAAGUCGACCAGUGUUCCAGAGAACCCCAAGAACUCGGCACCUGCUGCCGUGUCUGCUGCCCCCACAGAGAGGGAAUUUCAAAAGACUCACUCUGACGUGUCUUCAGAACAGCAUCAUUUGAAGGGCCAGACUGGCACCAACGGGGGUAAUGUGAAGUUGUAUGCCACAGACCAAAGCACCUUUGAUGUUUGGAGGAAAAAACUCCAGGACUUGGAGUUUCCUUCUGGGUCCCCAGGUAAAGAAACGAGUGAGAGUCCUUGGAGCUCAGACCUCUUGAUAGAUGACAACUGUUUGCUUUCUCCUUUGGCAGGAGAGGGUGACCCGUUCCUUUUGGAAGGAAGCUCAAAUGAGGACUAUAAGCCUCUUGUUUUACCGGACACUAAACCUAAAGUUAAGGAUAAUGGAGAUCUGAUCUUACCAAGCCCCACCAGUGUGCCAGUGCCCCAGGUGAAAACAGAAAAAGAAGAUUUUAUUGAACUCUGCACCCCUGGGGUAAUUAAGCAGGAGAAACUGGGCCCAGUUUACUGUCAGGCAAGCUUUUCUGGGGCAAAUAUAAUUGGUAAUAAAAUGUCUGCCAUUUCUGUUCAUGGUGUGAGUACCUCUGGGGGACAGAUGUACCACUAUGACAUGAAUACAGCAUCCCUUUCUCAACAGCAGGAUCAGAAACCUAUUUUUAAUGUCAUUCCACCACUUCCUGUUGGUUCAGAAAAUUGGAAUAGAUGCCAAGGAUCUGGAGAUGAUAACUUGACUUCCUUGGGGACUUUGAACUUCCCAGGUCGAUCGGUUUUUUCUAAUGGCUACUCAAGCCCUGGAAUGAGACCAGACGUCAACUCUCCUCCAUCCAGCUCUUCAGCGGCCACGGGACCACCUCCCAAACUCUGCCUGGUGUGCUCGGAUGAAGCUUCGGGAUGUCACUAUGGGGUCCUGACUUGUGGAAGCUGUAAAGUAUUCUUCAAAAGAGCAGUGGAAGGUAGACAGCACAAUUACCUUUGUGCUGGAAGAAAUGAUUGUAUCAUCGAUAAAAUUCGAAGGAAAAACUGCCCCGCCUGCCGCUAUAGAAAAUGUCUUCAAGCUGGAAUGAACCUGGAAGCUCGAAAAACAAAGAAGAAGAUAAAAGGAAUUCAGCAGGCCACUACAGGAGUCUCACCAGACACUUCUGAAAACCCUGCUAACAAAACAAUAGUUCCUACAACAUUACCACAACUCACGCCUACCCUGGUGUCACUGCUGGAGGUCAUCGAACCUGAGGUGUUAUACGCAGGGUACGACAGUUCUGUUCCGGAUACGACGUGGCGGCUCAUGACCACACUCAAUAUGCUAGGGGGGAGGCAGGUGAUUGCGGCAGUCAAGUGGGCAAAGGCCAUACCAGGAUUCAGGAACUUACACCUGGAUGACCAAAUGACCCUACUUCAGUAUUCGUGGAUGUUCCUCAUGGCAUUCGCCCUGGGAUGGAGAUCCUACAGACAAUCGAACGCAAACCUGCUCUGUUUUGCUCCUGAUCUGGUUAUUAAUGAGCAGAGAAUGGCUUUACCCUGCAUGUAUGACCAAUGUAAACAUAUGCUGUAUGUUUCCUCUGAGUUACACAGGCUUCAGGUAUCUUACGAAGAGUACCUCUGUAUGAAAACCUUACUGCUCCUCUCUUCAGUUCCUAAGGAAGGUUUGAAGAGCCAAGAGCUAUUUGAUGAGAUUAGAAUGACCUACAUCAAAGAGCUAGGAAAAGCCAUUGUCAAGAGGGAAGGGAACUCCAGUCAGAACUGGCAGCGGUUUUAUCAACUGACAAAACUCUUGGACUCCAUGCAUGAUGUGGUUGAAAAUCUCCUUAAGUAUUGCUUCCAGACAUUUUUGGAUAAGUCCUUGAGCGUUGAAUUCCCAGAGAUGUUAGCUGAAAUCAUCACCAAUCAAAUACCAAAAUAUUCAAGUGGAAAUAUCAAAAAACUUCUGUUUCAUCAAAAGUGACUGCCUUAAGAAGAAAGGUUUGCCUUAAAGAAAGUUGAAUUUAUAGCUUUCAUUGUACAAACUAUCAAUCUGUCCUGUAGCAGUUUUGUUUAUCAUUUUUCUUUUUGUCCGGGUUUUGUUGUUUCGUUUUGUUUUUGAAUACGCACUACAUGUGGUUUACAGAGGGCCAAGACUUGGCAACAGAAGCAGUUGAGCCAUCACUUUUCAGUGAUGGGCAAAGUAGAAAGUGAUAGUUGAUGAAUCCCAAAAAAUUAGACGCAGUACCACGGGGGUAACCUCCACUGUCAGAGAAGGAUGGCACCUAAACCACCAGUGCCCCAAAUGUGUGUGACGAACUUUCUGCUCAGACUUCUCAGAGUUGGCUGGACAAAAAUCUUCUCUAUUUUUUGUUGGCCUAUCUCCCCCUGUAUAGUUAGGGUAGCAUUUUUUGAUUUAUGCAUGGAAACCUGAAAAGUUUACAAGUGUGUAUCAGAAAAGGGAAGUUGUGCCUUUUAUAGCUAUCACUGUCUGGUUUUAACAAUUUCCUUUCUAUUCAGUGAACUACGCUUGCUCAUUUUUUCCUACAUAAUUUUUGUACUCAAGUUAUUGUACAGCUGUUUAAGAUGGGCAGCUAGUUCAUAGCUCUCCUAAAUAAACUCUAAACAUUAAUCUUCUGUGUGAAAAUGGGUUGGUGCUUCUAACCUGAUGGCACUUAGCUGUCAGAAGACCACAAAAAUUGACUCAAAUCUCCAGUUUUCUUGUCAAAAAGCUCAUAUUUUGUAUAUAUCUGCUUCAGUGGAGAAUUAUAUAGAUUGUGCAAAUUAACCGUCCUAACCAGUGUAGAGCACCUAGUCCAGUGACCUGCUGGGUGAACCAUAGGUGAUGGUUUCAAAAAAAAAAAAAAAACUACCAAUAGGCCCUGUUUGUAUCUAACGCCCUAUCUCUGCAAUGGUUAGAUGGCAAGAAAGUUGGGAAGCUGUCUUUCAGGACCUUUUGUUGUAGUUUGUAUAACUUCUUAAAAGUUACGAUUCCAAAUGACCAGCUGAAACACAGCUGAGAGAUUUUCAUCAGACCAAGUAAUUCCUCGCACUAAACUUCGCCCCCAAAAAACAAAUCUCUAAUACAGCAAAAGUGGCUAGACACCCAUUUUCACAUUCCCAUUUGUCACCAACUGGUCUACCUUUCCUGGGGGUACAGGAAAGGUCAGCGACUAAUUUUUCUGACUUAGAGCUGUAUGUCAGACUUCCAUGUUCAUAAAACUAUACAUCCGUCACAUCCCUGUGUGUGCCAUAGAGUUUAACAAAAGUCAUGUGAAUUUCUCCUCCUCGAUGUUGGAAAUUAUUUUAAACAAGAUAGAAGCUGUAGUAGCCCUUUCUGUGUGCACCUUACCAACUUUCUGUACAUUCAGAAUGUACUUAACUAAGCCACGAGAAAUCUGAUUUCUGUUCAAUGUGGCCAAAUUAUUUGUGUAAUAGAAAACUGAACAUCUAAUAUUAAAAAUAUGAAACUUCUAAUAUAUUUUUAUAUUUAGUUAUAGUUUCAGAUAUAUAUCAUAUUGGUAUUCACUAAUCUGGGAAGGGAAGGGCUACUGCAGCUUUACAUGCAAUUUAUUAAAAUGAUUGUAAAAUAGCUUGUACAGUGUAACAUAAGAAUGAUUUUUAGAUGAGAUUGUUUUAUCGCGACAUGUUAUAUAUUUUUUGUAGGGGUCAGAGAAAUGUUGAUGGAUAACCUAUACGAUUUAUAGUGUGUGCAAGCAUUCAUACAGGCAGAAAUGGUCUCAAACCAAAAAGGUUUGCUCUCAAGGAAGAGGGAAACGGAGACUGGCCCCAUGUGCAGUGAAGGUUGCUGAGGCUCCGUCCCAUUCAGAUCACGGAGGAAGUCAUCCUCUGCCUCCCAGACUGACCACCCUUCUCAUUCCAGCAGUGAGUCUGUCGGCACAGGUUUAGUUUACUAAAUCUCCUCUUGUGCUCAAGUAUAUGAACGGGGGACAGAGAAAGGUGGUGUUUACACACUUACAAGCACCAUCACACACAGCCUCUCCAACAAUUUAAUAAAUCCAGAGGCUUUAGAAGUUUGGCAAUAAUAUGGAUAGAGGUACCAGCAACGUGUAAAUAGUGCAGAAUCUCCUAGGUCGCCAAUAAUACACUAAUUCCUUUCUUUCCUACAAGGGUUCAUUUCCGAAUAAAACGAGGACAUGUGUGUAUCCUUUCUUUUAAUGCUUUUGAAUGUUAUUUGUUAUUUUUCAGUAUUUUGGAGAAACUAUUUAAUAAAAAAUGUCAUCAUUUGCUUUUUGAAUGCUCUCUAAAGGGGGCUGUACCUUUUGUAAUCGUUUAAAUUGAUCUCAAAGUAUUUUCAGAUAGUUUGUAACCGAGCUGGAUGUGAAUUUUUCAUGCCUAAGAAAUACUGCUUGAAUAUUAUCAAUGACAGUGUUAAGUUAAGUUUCAAAAAAAGCUCCUGAAAGAUACAUUUUUAUUCAUUUAUAGAAUGUUCUAUGGUUAAAAUCAGAAAGCACACCACACGUUAAUCUUAAUUUUGGUCCCAACAACUUGGCUCCAAAAAAAAGAGCUCAGAGAAAAAAAGAUGUGUGCACUUUGUUGUUAGAAGGAAAUGAACUGACAUUCAUAAAACUAUAGGAGGCUGUACAUUAAAUGCAAAUAAAAGCUGUGUCCUUUUAGAUUAUGUGAGAAAGAAAAAACUUACCUUCAUCACGUUUGGUAUAAUUAAUUAUGGAUUUAAGUGGAAAAUAAGCUAUGGUGCUAUUUGAAAGCAGCUUCAUUUUCUAUGUAUGUGGUAUCUUGCCAGCCCAAACUAUUGUAGGAUUUUCAGUGAGAGGCGGCAUGCCUAGGUGACUUAAAUCCUAAACAUUUUUAAUUACUGGUGGAAAAAAGUGACCCUCUCAAGUGUUUUUAGGCCUUGCUAUGGGGUACUAUUCAGGUGCUUUGGGGAUAUAUACAUACUCAAUUAUCUAGAACUAUGGGAGGGGAACCAAAAAGAGCACCUGCCUUCUCCUAAAAAAAAAAAAGAAAAAGAAAAAGAAAUUGGCACCCCAGAAGGAAAACUAGCAUGAUUAGUGCCUAGGAAGACCUUGAUAUUUAGCAUAGGAUGAACUCUGGAUAUGCAUAGAAAGGAAAGCCAGCCUCACCUCCGAACUGGGGGAUGGGAGGAUAAGCAACUCCAACUUUACUCAUCCGUCUAUACAUCUUCUUGUCAUUUAGUCUUACCAUUUUAGUUCUCUUAAAUAUCCUAAAACUACAUCACCAUGGAGUGAACAAUAUUACUACACUCUGAUCUAUCACAAUUCAAGAAUUGUGGCAGCCCUCAAUGAGAUUUCGAUCCUGGUAGGUCACCCAGGAGACCGUAGGUGUAGAUGAAUGUGUUUUUAUGUGCCUGGUUUGAGAGUCAAAAGGGAAAAUAAAGAGUGUAAGGAGGACACUUUAACCACUUAGAAUGGAAGUUUCAUCAUUUUCCAGACUAUUUCCAGUCAGCCUGGUCCACCAAGGAUUAGUGACCAGGUUUUUGGGAAAGGAUUAGCUUCUCUAGAAAAUGCCUCAAAGACAGAUUUUAUUUUCUGAUGAUUGAUAGGCUGUAUGAAAUUACUCUCCUCAAAUAACUUGCUUACCUACAUAUAGAGUCAAGUGUGUCAAUAUUCUAUUUUGUAUAUUAAACAAAUGCUAUAUAAUGGGGACAAAUCUAUAUUAUACUGUGUAUGGCAUUAUUAAGAAGCUUUUUCAUUAUUUUUUAUCACAGUAAUUUUAAAAUGUGUAAGAAUUAAAACCAGUGACUCCUGUUUAAAAAUGAAAGUUGUAGUUUUUUAUUCAUGCUGAAUAAUCUGCAGUUAAAAAAAAAGUCUUUUUACCUACGCAGUGAAACGUCAGACUGUAAAUGUAAAAUCUUGUGUGGCAAUGUUUAACUUUUCUUUUCCAUUUAAAUUUGCUGUUCUGGUAUUACUGAACCACACAUUUGUACUGAAUUGGCAGUAAAUAUUAGCUAGCGAUUUACAGCAACGACAAAUAUGGAAAAACAUCGUAAUAAAAAAAAUCUGCUUUUUCA
Molecule: messenger RNA, 6914 nt
Organism: Camelus dromedarius (Arabian camel)
Lineage: Eukaryota; Metazoa; Chordata; Mammalia; Artiodactyla; Camelidae
Gene: NR3C1
Product: nuclear receptor subfamily 3 group C member 1
Exons: 9
Coding region: 534-2885 (783 amino acids)
Biological process (GO): regulation of transcription by RNA polymerase II; nuclear receptor-mediated glucocorticoid signaling pathway
Cellular component (GO): chromatin; nucleus
Molecular function (GO): steroid binding; estrogen response element binding; nuclear glucocorticoid receptor activity
Source: RefSeq, a predicted model, not a curated record